CUCUUAUCUUUUAGAAACAUUGAAGAGUAGAAUAAAAAGAUCCAUAAUGGGUGAGGUGCAGGAAAUAGGUGAGAUGAAGAAGGACUUUACCAAAAAUACCAUUGGAAGGUCUGAAACCAAAGCCAGACUUGCCGUUUUGGAACUUGCCCACAUAAUGAGUGUCCCUAUGUCCCUCAUUACUGUCCUUAGAUUUAAGGUACCCGAAGCCAUAAUGCAAGAUGGUUCCAACACUCCCCUCACCGCCGCCGAAAUCCUCUCCCGCAUCCGUCCCCACGGCGGCGCCGACGCCGAGAACCUCCAGCGCCUCCUCCGGUUGCUGACCAGCUAUGACAUCUUCGAUGAGCACUUGAGCAGCAGUGGCCAAAGGAAAUACUCCCUCACUCAUAUCGGAAAAUCUCUCGCCGACGAUGACCAAGGUCUAUCCUAUGCAUAUUACAUGCUCCAACACCACCAGGAUGCUAUGAUGCGAGCAUGGCCAUUGGUGGGGGAAGCAGUGGAGGAUACAAGUGUGGAACCAUUUGAAAAGAUAAAUGGCGAGGCACCAAUAGAUUACUACUCUAAGAGGCCAGAUGAGGUGAACUUGUUUCAUAAAUCCUUGAGUGGGAUGUGUGUACCCUUCAUGAGGGAACUGCUUCAAGUUUAUGACGGCUUCCAAGGAGUGGAAACCCUAGUUGAUGUUGCUGGCAAUAAUGGAGUCACUCUUCGCAUGAUUAUGGACAAAUACCCUAACGUGCUCAAGGGCAUCAACUUUGACCUCCCAGGAAUGGUGGCUGCUGCACCGGAGAUUCCAGGCGUAACACAUGUUGGUGGUAACGCGUUUGAAUCUGUUCCCUCCGGAGGAGAUGCUAUCUUCGUCAAGUGGGCAUUUUUAACAUGGACAGACGAGGAAUCCGCGCUAGUGUUUCAAAAUUCUUAUAAGGCACUUCCAAAGAACGGAAAAAUGAUUGUUUGCGAACCAGUGCUGCCAGAGCUUACAGAUGAGAGUCACCGAACAAGAGCAUUGCUUAGUGCUGACAUAUUCAUAAUGACAAUGUAUAGAACAAAGGGCAAGCACAGGACUGUACAACAAUUUGAACAGCUUGGCAUUGCUGCUGGUUUUUCUCAUUUUCGUGCCUUCUAUGUUGAUGCUUAUUUGGUUAUACUUGAGUUUCACAAAUGAGAAAGGUAAGCUUCCAAGUGUGAUGUUAUAAUAAUUAUCUGCUGAAACCAUGAAUGGUGGGGAAAAAUAAUUAGGAACAAUAGUAUUCUGACAUUUGUUGAGAUUGUUCCUUGUGUCAAUAAAUCUUCCUCGUAAUAAAUUUGGAACUAGCUCGCUUCUUUUUCUUUUUAA
Messenger RNA from Cajanus cajan (pigeon pea), 1330 nucleotides. RefSeq names its product nicotinate N-methyltransferase 1. Lineage: Eukaryota; Viridiplantae; Streptophyta; Magnoliopsida; Fabales; Fabaceae. Gene Ontology annotation, molecular function: protein dimerization activity; O-methyltransferase activity. The record is from RefSeq and is a predicted model, not a curated record.